Molecule: messenger RNA, 1256 nt
Organism: Mercenaria mercenaria
Lineage: Eukaryota; Metazoa; Mollusca; Bivalvia; Venerida; Veneridae
Product: four-jointed box protein 1-like
Exons: 2
Coding region: 22-660 (212 amino acids)
Biological process (GO): cell-cell signaling
Source: RefSeq, a predicted model, not a curated record
CCAAAUCAAUCGUUGUAUAACAUGUUUUUCUGUUUUGUUUACCUGGUUUUAAGUUCGAAGACAAGGCUUCCCCCUGUCAUAUACGAUGCUUUUAUAAAAGGACAGCCAAUCACUGGUCGUACUAUCAGUUCCUCUAGCCUUAUAGACAAAACACCAGAAGGAAUCGCUGAAAUUGUACAAUGGGGGACUGUGAUAUUGCUUGACUUUUUAACUGCACAUCUCGACAGAUAUGUCAGGAUUAAUUUCGCAGAAGGAAAAGGACACCAUCCAAGUUUUUCUUCGAACUAUACAAAAAACCUGAUCCAUUCUAAAAAUGGGAAAAUAUGGUUGAUCGACAAUGAAAGUACAUUUUUCUUGUCUUAUUUCCUAAGAAACUGUGCAAACUGUAAUCGUGUAGCAAGACGCCUGAAAUUUUAUGAAGUUGUGCUUAAAACAGUUUGUGUUUUUCAACGAUCAGUAGUAAAUGCACUCAUGCAUCAGUCAAGAAACGGCUCAAUAUACGAAAGUCUUCUGUUGCUUUCCAAGACAUUUCAGCCUCUGGAAGGUGGCCUGACAUUCGACGACAAAUACAGGUUAAUAUCAGAUGUACUUAAUAAAAGGGUAGCUCAAGUUGUACACUGGAUACAGUAUUGUCAAAAUAACCAUCAAUUUCAAGGAUAAUAAUUCAAUAUCACGUCUUUACUUAAAAACAAUAUGGCGAUUUAUAUCAAUACCACCGAGUUCAAUUUUUAAUGUGAGAAGUUGGUAACGCAUGGAUUUUUUUUUGGUGAUUUUGGAUAAGAUAAAUUGUCAUCUUCAGUUGAAAUUAUUGUUAGAGAUGGCAUAUAACACAAGAUGUGCUCCGAACAUUGAUCAUUUCUCUUUACUUUUCUUUUUCCUUCCAGCAAGUUGCUAAUUUUCUCUAAUUUUUCUUCGUAUACCAUGUAUGUUUUCAAGGGCAUUAAACUAGGCUCAUAUGAUCAAGUUGCUUAAUUAAUGUAGAUUUGAAUUCUAAUAUGUCCCUUUUUACAACAUUCCUAUUCAAGAUUUGAAUGCACGUCGCUGUCUAUGAAAAUGACGCAAGUAUUAAGUUGAAACAUUUACACAUGCCUUCAUGUUUGGUAAUUAAGGUUAUAACACUCUAACUUGAAUGUAACGAAGAUUGAACACAUUUUUUAAUAUAGCUGUUUAAAAACAAAGACAUUUGACUCAAGCAGUUAUGUAAAAUGUAUAUCCGUAUGUGUUAAAAUAUCUGCUGCUAACAUAAUAAUGUUGCA